Molecule: messenger RNA, 985 nt
Organism: Emiliania huxleyi CCMP1516
Lineage: Eukaryota; Haptophyta; Isochrysidales; Noelaerhabdaceae
Exons: 7
Coding region: 59-748 (229 amino acids)
Biological process (GO): phosphatidylinositol biosynthetic process
Cellular component (GO): Golgi apparatus; membrane
Molecular function (GO): CDP-diacylglycerol-inositol 3-phosphatidyltransferase activity
Source: RefSeq, a predicted model, not a curated record
CGCUGGCGAGGAGCACAAGAAGACAGAACCGGCCAAAGCAAAGCAAGGAGCUGGCCGCAUGCCAAGAAGCUGGCCGGUUCUACUCUGGGCGCCGAAUGUCAUCGGGUACGUGCGGAUCGUGUUGACCUUUGUGGGCUACCACUACGCGAUGCACGACUGGCGGCUCACCGUCGGCACCUAUGGACUCGACGCUGCGGAUGGGCUCGCGGCGAGGCUGCUCGGCCAGUCCUCCACGUUUGGCGCGGUGCUGGACAUGACGCCGGCCCCUCCAGCCCUCCUCCCCGAAGCGGUGACAGCGGGUGGCCUCGGUGGCGGCUCCUGGAGCCAACCGUGUGUGUGUGCAUGUGCGGUGCUCUGCGCGCUCGUCACCCUCGACAUGUUUUCGCACUGGUACCACAUGUACGCCUCGCUCAAGCUCGGCCUCGGAUCGCACAAGGAGAGCACACGCAGUAAUGCACUUCGCCGCAGCGCACUCGCCGCAGCGAACGAGUGCGAGAAUGCGCUGCUCCGCUUCUACUACAAGAAGCCCGUCCUCUUCGUCGCCUGCGCCGGCACCGAGUUUUGGUACGUCGCGAUGUAUGCGGCGCACUUUGCCGACGCCGCGGACUAUGCCGGCCUGGUCUUGCGAGCGACGCUGCCAAUCAUGCUCUUCAAGCAGGUCUGCAACGCGGUGCAGCUCGGCGUGGCGAUGCGACUCAUUCUCGAGUACGACGAGCAGGAGCGCCAAAAGGCGGAGAAGGCGGCCUAGCCGGCCCCGUCCCCCCGCCUGUCCGCCUGCUGCCCCGCUCUGCGUGAUUCCAUGCCGCCGCCCCCCUGAUGUGUUGCCGGCCUGCGGUCCUCGUGUUGUGGCACGACCGCCCCGCUCCUCUUUCUCGCGCGCGGCGCGCUUCACCUUCAGCACGCCGCCCUUGACAGCACGAGACGCGGGCGGAAUCGCUGUCGGGAAGCGGAUGGUCGGGGUGGAUGACAAUGCUAUCAUAUCGAC